UUAUUUAAUCAACAGAUACGAAAGAUGAGUGAAGUUCUUGGCAGCAUGAAGUUAAUAAAAAUGUAUGCGUGGGAGGAAUCAUUCAAACAAUCUGUAUUAGGUACAAGAGAAAAAGAAACGAGACCACUGUUACUAUCGACAAUAUCAAAUUUGAUUUGUAAUUCCAUCAUCCCAGUGACCCCUUCCCUAGCUACAGUAGCGACAAUAUCAUCAUAUGUAAACGCCGGUAAUCAACUGACCGCGUCGACGAGCUUUUCGAUUGUUUCCACCCUCAACUUCUUGCAGAUAAUAAUAUCCUUUAUUCCGACCGCCUGUCGGAUAUUUGGAGAAACCAGAAUCAGUUUUGAAAGAAUAAAGCGUUUUAUGCUAGAAGAUGAAUUCACGCCGCCGCAUCACGAUGUCAAAGACAAAGGGAAUGCAAUUGAGCUAAAAAGCACAGUGUUUAUGUGGGAUGGCGAGGGCAGCAAAGAGCCAUCCGAUAAACUUAAGCUAAAAGAAUUGCGCCGUCAUCCGUCAACAACAUCGCUAGUACUACAGAGUAUAGACCUCACAGUCAGAAGGGGUAAACAUAUCGGUAUAUGUGGAGCAGUCGGUUGCGGGAAGUCAUCCUUGCUGCAGGCAUUGAUCGGAAGGAUGCCGCUAAUUACAGGACAAAUUGCGGUUGAUGGUCAGGUGGCGUAUGCCGCACAACAGGCAUGGAUAUUCAAUGGAACACUCAGAGAAAACGUUCUCUUCGGAAAGCCUUAUCAAAAGGAUUGGUACACUAAGGUUGUCAACGCCUGUAGUUUGUACAAGGAUAUCCGCAUACUGGCCAAUGGAGACCUUACUGAGAUCGGCGAUAAAGGAAUAAACCUAAGUGGUGGCCAGAAACAGCGCGUGAGUCUGGCGCGUGCUGUCUACAGUAAAAGCGACAUAUAUCUCCUUGACGACCCAUUGUCCGCCGUUGACGUUCACGUCGGUCAGCAUUUGUUCCACAUGUGUAUUGAUAAAGUUUUGAAGAAUAAAACCGUUGUCUUAGUAACUCAUCAACUCCAGUAUUUAAAACAUUGUGACGAAAUUUACGUUAUGGAUGAUGGUGAAAUAACCGAGCACGGAACACAUGAUUCGCUGUUGGCACUGCAUGGACAAUAUACUAAAGUGAUGGAACAGUAUAAUUCCAAAAUGUACUUUACCGAUACAACAGACGAUCACAGCAUAGAGGAAGAUGGCACUGACAAGGAAUCAAUUGAUAUGAAAACAAAUCAGCAGCAGAAUGACAUGAACAAUUCAAUGGCUGCACCUUCGCUGGAUCAAAACUACGAAAAAGGUAUUUUAACGAACAGAGAAACUUCAGCAGCUGGCGACAUUACUAGGGAGACAUACAUGAGCUACGUCAACGCAGGUGGUGGCAAAAUAGUGACAGCUUUGGUGAUCUUGCUGUAUAUGUGUUUCGCAUCUUCUGUUGCAUUCAGUGAAUGGUGGUUAGGAAUUUGGAUCGAACAGACAACUUCACCAGCAGUAGUAGCACUUCCUUCCGAACUCAGUUCAAAUGCGACAAAUUUGUCAGUUGUAGAGAAUGUCACAUUAUCCCCCGAGCAAACAACAAAUACAACAUUUUCCAUGCAAAUGGAAGACUUACAGGAGAGAAAGGACUGGUAUUUGAAUAUCUAUAUUUAUACAUCUUUAGUAAUAGCUGGAUUAGCUGUCUUAAAAGCACUAGCCGUCGGAAAGGUGAUGGUUAGGGCAUCUGUCAAUCUACAUAACAAGGCCGUAAGAAGAAUCAUGCAUGCUCCAAUGCAGUACUUUGACGCAAAUCCGUCUGGUAGACUCCUAAACCGAUUCUUGCGGGACGUAGAUGAAGGCUAG
This is a messenger RNA of Pecten maximus, 1845 nucleotides long. RefSeq names its product multidrug resistance-associated protein 9-like. The record is from RefSeq and is a predicted model, not a curated record. Bases 25 to 1845 code for a protein of 606 amino acids. Gene Ontology annotation, biological process: transmembrane transport. Lineage: Eukaryota; Metazoa; Mollusca; Bivalvia; Pectinida; Pectinidae. Gene Ontology annotation, molecular function: ABC-type transporter activity; ATP hydrolysis activity; ATP binding. The transcript has 14 exons. Gene Ontology annotation, cellular component: membrane.